Molecule: messenger RNA, 1719 nt
Organism: Mesorhabditis spiculigera
Lineage: Eukaryota; Metazoa; Nematoda; Chromadorea; Rhabditida; Rhabditidae
Source: the annotation of a GenBank genome assembly
AUGGCAUUCACGACAGCAGUCAGCCUUUUUCUCCUCACCUGGAGCGGCCUGUUUCUGCUCGAUUUUGUUUUACGGGCCCUGGCUGUAAGGCGGUACAUCGAUUUUGCCGAGAAGCACCACAUCCAGAUAUCACCCUUCCAGCUUCGUUUCUACACCCAUCGAUAUGAUGCCCGACUAAUGCCCCAGGGUAUCGGCGAUGGCGAAAAAUCCCUAUCACGGAGAAUGGGCAGAAAAUUGUUGACCCUAUGGUUCGAUCUCGGUGUCAUCGUCGUUCUCGCCUGUACGGUAUUCGUCACGUGGUAUCUAACUUCUCAUAUCUGGCAUGCAUUGCCUUCUUCGUCAUCGUUUAAUGAGCGCACCCGGGAUAUGCCAAGACCGAUUCCAGCCCGAUUUCAUACACCAGCACCAUUACCAGCUAAUGAUAAUACAGCAGAACCGGUGUUUCAAGGAGACGAUCCUAUUGACCAUCCACAUCGAGAUGAAGGCUUAACACCAAUCAUCCCUGGCGUCAACAUGCCAUGGGCUCACAUCCCGAUGUUCAUGAUCGUCCUCGUCAUGGCCGCCGUCUUGCACGAGCUUGGACAUGCCUGGGCGGCGCGGCUGGAGAGCGUGCGGGUAUCUGGGUUUGGCGUCUUUGUGCUUGGGAUUUAUCCUGGAGCCUUUACUGAAAUUGACGACUUGGGAUUGAAUCAACGCCCUACCUGGUCAAAGCUUCGGGUCUACUGCGGUGGAGUCUGGCAUAAUUUGGUUCUGGCGGCCGUCGGGUGCCUUGUCGUGUAUUCAACGCCAUAUCUUCUAUCUCCAUUCUUCACAACGGGUUCCGGUGUUACGGUGGAAGAAGUCAGUCAACAAUCUGGGUUGUACGGUGGUCUGAAGCCUGGGCAGGUGGUGACAAAAAUCGAUCAUUGUGAGGUUUAUCAUCCACUAUCUUGGGUUGAAUGCGUAAAAGCUUUGCAAAAAGAGAGAUAUGGGCGUUGCGUGGAUUCUGAUGCGGUUUUGGCAGCUAAAAGUUCAAAGGUGACCAUCUUUGACAAUGAGCUCCAUUGUUGUGACGAGCAGAAGAACGCGACCCCAGCCCAUAUUUGUUUUGAGAGCGGAGUGGUCACUAAAAGAAACCAUCCGGAAACAAGAGCCCCAAAUCUUGCUGAUGCUUUGCGGUUAGGCGGUCCCGAAAAACCUCGCGAAGUCGUUCGCGUCGAAACAAAACUAAAACGACAGCUCUCCUGCCUGGACGCUCGGAGCGUCACUUCACAGCCAUCCUGUAACGAAACAACACCCUGUGAAGCGUCGGAUCAGACGCGCCCAAAACCCACCUGUAUUUACCCAGCGCUUUACAAUGGGACGCGGUUGGUUCGGCUGGAAGUGGGAGAAGCGGACAAACCGGUGUUGUUCGUUGGGAGGAUGGAAGAGUUCCUUUACUUGGUUGAAGUAUCUCCGCUGAUAUCAAGAUGGUCUUGGGUCCCAAAAGUGUUACCACAUACUGUGGAGCUGUUCGGUAAAUACGUGGUAACGCUAUCGGUAGCACUCGGUGUUCUAAAUGCCGUGCCGUGUUUCGCCCUCGAUGGUCAACAUAUCAUCGUUGCUCUUUUACAGGCCUGGAAAAUCCCUAGAAAACGCCGCCACCGUCUCACCCAAUUCUCGCUCGCUUACGGCACAUUCCUCCUGGGCGCAAAUAUCCUGAUCGGCUUUACCAAAUUCUUCUAUUCAUAUAAGUUAAUG